CGCGAUCGGUUAGCAGGCGAGGCCGAGAUCAAUAUGCCAGACGCUCCAGUGAUCGACGGGACGACAGCCGCCGGAGAAACAGCAAUGCCAGGGGUGGGUCACGAUCCCGAUCGCCCACCAGAUCCCGGUCACCCAGUCAUGAGGAAGUUGACAAUGGGGUCGACUCGCGUAAAGACAGCCGCCGCAGUGACCGCCGCGAUGGCCGUGCUUCGUCCCGCAGUCCACCUCCCAGACGCCGUGGGUCCGCAUCGCGCUCUCGCCCCACUUAGACACGAAGAUUUACGCCGAGCUUUCGGGAGGUAUGGGCACAUUUUGGAUAUCACCAUUCCUUUGGAUUACUUCACCGGUCGGAUGAAAGGCUACGCCUUCAUAGAAUAUCCUUUUUGCAGUGUUUUCCAGUUUUUGCUUCAAAAAAUUCUAAUUUGUUCCCGUUGUGUUUGCCUCCUAGGCGAUGCCGGCAACUGCACUUUACCCAAAUCAAUUCAAUUGUUCAAUGAUGUUAGCGUGCUUUCCUUGACUAUCUGUAUCACGUUCGAAGACCCGCGGGACGCAGAAGAUGCCCACUACAAUAUGGAUCAUGCGCGGUUUAUGGGUCGUGAUAUCGAGGUGGAAUUCACUAGAGGUUAUCGCAAAACGCCGGCGGAAAUGCGCCUAAAAGAACGGCGCGAGGAUGGUCGCAGCAGCGGUCCUGGUCGUCGUCGUCGUUCGCGGUCUCGCUCACAUACAAGCAGGCGAGGCCGAGAUCAAUAUGCCAGACGCUCCAGUGAUCGACGGGACGACAGCCGCCGGAGAAACAGCAAUGCCAGGGGUGGGUCACGAUCCCGAUCGCCCACCAGAUCCCGGUCACCCAGUCAUGAGGAAGUUGACAAUGGGGUCGACUCGCGUAAAGACAGCCGCCGCAGUGACCGCCGCGAUGGCCGUGCUUCGUCCCGCAGUCCACCUCCCAGACGCCGUGGGUCCGCAUCGCGCUCUCGGUCGGGUUCUUAUUAA
Echinostoma caproni is the source of this 990-nucleotide messenger RNA. NCBI's taxonomy places the organism in Eukaryota, Metazoa, Platyhelminthes, Trematoda, Plagiorchiida, Echinostomatidae. The record is from the annotation of a GenBank genome assembly.